This is a messenger RNA of Geodia barretti, 2273 nucleotides long. Lineage: Eukaryota; Metazoa; Porifera; Demospongiae; Tetractinellida; Geodiidae. The record is from the annotation of a GenBank genome assembly.
CACAAGUUGUCGAACCGGCCGCGAUCAAUUGGUUCAGACUGCUCCAAUUCCAGCUAUACCUACGGUACCGCAGACUUUGUCCGAAACGAUUCGUUCCGCAUGUCAGGCCACAGUCGAGUGAGCCACGGUGUGGUGGUUGAUUCCGUGUUCGACCGUCAUCGCCAGUACUCUUACGACUCCAACGAUUACAUAAACCACGCCCCCAGUAACUCCACCGACUCCAAUCUCCGCCCGUACUCCAUCGCCGUGGCUCCUCUGCCCCGCUCCUGCUCCAGCUCCUCGCUCAAGAACCUGGGUCUCCAGACGAGGGUGAGCGAUAACAGACACCACUCGAUCGCCGCCAUGCCGCUGCAUGCGACAGAGGUACCCUCGACCUCCGCAGCAUUCGGAGAGGAGAGGGGAGCCCACCGUCGACCCGCCGGACGGAUACCGCCCCGUACUCAGGAAGACACCGUCGAGUCUCUCUGGGUAGACACGAGUUCGUUCGAUUUCACGCAGGCCCCUGUUCUUCCUAGUCACCCAGAGUACCCCCAGAUUGCACAGGAUCUCAUGACCGCCUCGCCCCCUCGAAGGAAUUCCGCAGAGCUGCCCCCCGGGAUAGUCGGGGCCCCCUCGUCAUCGUCCGAUAUCAGGCGGAUGUCGGACACGGGGACUUCGGUGGAUCCGCGACGGGUGUCCAAUGAUUCGGGCGUUGAGAGUUCGAAACCGUUUCGAUCCCAGCCGUCAACCCCAGUGGCUCAGACACUGACGUCUGUGAGGACAGAAGGCACCUCUUCCCCUGAAACGCACACCUCCCCUCCACACGACUAUCUCUCUCAAGGCAGCAGCAGUGGUUCUCUCCCUCCUCGCUGGUCCUCUGCCACCACUGCUCAGGGCCUCACCUACUACCUCGAUCACAACAGUCAGACCACUCACUGGAAGUUGCCUGACGACACAAGUGCAGAGGAAUCAACCAGCCUGCCGGCAGGCUGGGAGAUUGUUCAGUCCAGUCAAUAUGGAACCUACUUUGUCAAUCACAACAACAAGACCGCAAUGUACCAGCACCCGUGCCACUCUCGCCCCCCACCCCCCUACCAUCGGGUGCCACACUCGCAGGAAGCGGAGCAGUGGACCUCUUCAGCCAGAGAGAGAAAACCGCCACCUCGCUCCCACUCUUACAGGGACACCCAGAACUACAGGGUGGUGGAUCCCAAUGCAUCCCUGCCUCGCCGCUCCAAGUCCUUCAAGGACCAGGAGACUCAGAACGCAAUGGCCGCCGUCUGGCACUCCAAACAGCUCUCCACCGUCACCUACGUUCCUCCUAGUCCCUACCAGAUAGCUGAGAUACCGUCAUGGCUGAAAGGGUACGUAGGGGCUCCGUAUCGAUCUGAGGAAGACUAUGUUCCGUGGAAUCGCUACUCAUAUGAAGACCUCAACGGUCUGGACACCAUGAUCAAGAGAAUGCUGAAGAAAGGCUCGGAGCAAAUAGUCAGACAGUUUGAGUACUACCGUGUGGCCAUCGAACAAGAAAUCAACUCCCGGGGGUCGCUACGGCAUCGGAGACCAAUCAACCAGCUACAACGGGGGUCUGACCACUCCCACUUUCAGUACCCAAUGGGGGCGGGGCAAUCGAUGGGCGGAGCCAGCCACUACACCUCCCACACAAUGAACCCCAUCCUCCAGAACCACACACAUGCCCCCUAUUCCCAGUCCAAUUCCCACGCUGCCGUUCCACGCCCUCGCGGAGUGGGGGCAGUGUGGGGAGGGAAUAAUGGGUGUGCGACGGCAGCAGCAAGCAUUGACCCUCAGCUGGGAACCAGCUGGUCUUCCUCAGAGCACAGCAACAGCAGCACCAGGACUCUCCGCGCUCACGACUUGGAACAGCUGCAAGAUGAAGAGGAGACCUUUGUCUAGCCCCGCCCCCUAACAUAUUUCUCCCUCUAAUCCUGUAAUGUGAAGCACUUUUCGAAUCCCUCUCUUGCCUGGAUUCUAAUUGCUGCCCGCCACACUGCUUUCGUCUCACUACUGUCGUCUCUGCCGCUUGUCUUCCUCCUCCCUCUUCUGUACUGUCAAUGUGUAAGUCUCUCUGGUAGAAGCCGAAGCCACGCCCACCAAUUACAUCUUUCAAUCAUACGCCAUGUCUUGGUUUAUAUAGCUAUACAUGUCUGUACAAUUAUAUUAUUAUACAGCUACUGUUUAUUGUGUCAGGAAUCAACAUUUUACUACAUCUCAACAUUUUUCAGUUUCAUAAUGAGUUUAUUACGUGAUCAAUGCAUUCCUUCCAUUUCUUGUGU